This is a messenger RNA of Sipha flava (yellow sugarcane aphid), 1400 nucleotides long. RefSeq lists its product as uncharacterized. The coding region runs from base 259 to 1341 and encodes 360 amino acids. The record is from RefSeq and is a predicted model, not a curated record. NCBI's taxonomy places the organism in Eukaryota, Metazoa, Arthropoda, Insecta, Hemiptera, Aphididae. The transcript is spliced from 6 exons.
CCGAUCAAAAUAUUGUGGGGGGAUAAAAUCAUGGAACAAAUGCAAUCAUACAAACAGUGAUAACCGGAUAAACCCUCGUGCAUUCGUUUGAUAGCGAUUGGUUGUUUGUUUCGAAUAAACCAAUUUUGAAAUACCUACUAUAAAAUUGUACAUAUAUUCGUGGUCCGUGUGAUUUCGCAGUAUUUUCAAUUCGUAUUCCAUCAAUUUGAAUUCUUUAUUUUUUUGAUACUUAUUGUGCACAAGUUACAUUUUGAAAUCAUGGACAAUUUAGGUAACGAAGUUAUUAUAAAAGUUAAGGAAGCCAUCCGAGAAAAACUUAAAGAAAUGAAUGCAAAUAGCAGUGAUGAGAUAAUAGAUUAUAUUAUGCUAUUAGUUACAACUAAGAAAUCCAGUGCAGAGCUCGCUAAAAGUAUUGAUUUUGUAAUGGAAAAUAAUACCAAUAUUUUUGUGAAAUGGUUGUCAACUAUAAUUAAAAAACUGCAACAAGUUACCGUGUCAACAACAGAAAAAAAUGUACCUGAAAAUGUAUCCAAAGACAAUAAAACAGCUAAUAAAAAAUAUCAAAGCGAUGAUAUUUUAAUUUGUGAAACUAAUGAUGUAAAGUUGGAUGAUUCUAAUAAAGAAAAAGAAUUAAUGUUCAAUUUAAAUAUUGAAAAUCGGAGCAUAAAAACAUCUGAUGAAGAAAAGAAAGAAAAGUCUUUUGAAUUAUGUGAACUGGAAAAGUAUGAUGAAAACAAAAUAUCCUCUCCAGUCAAAUCAAAUGAAAUAAGACCAAGAAUAUGUUUUUCUCCUGAAAAAAUAAUAAAAACCAAAAAUAACAUAUGUUUAAAUUAUAACAAUUCUUGUUAUAAAUCUUUACAUGUAAUGAAAAAUACUUCUAUAAAAAGCAAUUCAAAUAUUUUAAACAUUGGUGAUGUUCCAAACAAAAAUAACACUGAUGGUAAUAUUAAAAGGGAUGUUAAAAAGAAAAGACCUCGAAUAUCAAUAAACAGUGAUGAUGAAGAUGAAAAAAAUAUUAGUAUUAAAAAUCCAAUUACAAUUAAAGAACCAGCUAAACAAAUUACAAAAGGAUUGCUAAAGAAAAAUAAUAAAAUAUCUAUGUCUCAAAUUAUAGUUGUUAAACCACCGGAAUCUAAAAAUGAUAUUGGUAAGAUCAAAGAGAAGCUAUUAAUGCAUGAUUUAAUUGUACAGCGUAUAGAUCAUCAGCGAGGUGCUCUAGCUUUAGAUACUGCUUUUAAGUAUAUUCAACAACAAAUCGGAGCGUCAGAUAAAGAAAUUACAGUUAUAAAAAAAUGGAGAGAUUAUGCUGUCGAAAUGUUACGUCAUAGCGAAAAAGCUUAAAGAUGUACUAAUAAUAGUUAUUCAAAAUUUUAUUCUAAUAAACAUUUUUAGGUUUUUUU